UUCAUCUUAGUUUUGUGCAGAGUGGGUGGGUGAAGCAUGAAUCAAGCAGAAAGGUAGGAGAAUGAUGUCCAUUCGAAGAGGUGAUUUAGGCCUUGUCGUAUUCCAAUAUGGAUGAGAUCUUUUUGUGCCCGGAAUGCUGUAAUGCUUUACACAUGAGUGAAUGGCAGAGGUUGAAUAAUGGAGGUAUCUGAUAGAGAAUGUCCACUGUCUUGCAUGGAACUCAUACUGGAAGCCAUUCGAUGAAGCCUGUUCACCUUCUACCAAGGACAACAAACAAGGAGAAGCAUGAAGGUGGCUGCUGACUUGCCCCAUUUUCAUUUCCUCUAUGCCACAUCACUUACAUGGCAAAGGGGAGGUCUUAUGACAUGGCAUGCUUCAUAUUUGCCUAAACACGUGAGUUGAAGGUAGUGUCAAAGAUAAACUGUCCAUGUUUUCAGUAGUGCAUAUGCAUCUCCAAUUGGGUUUUUAUGAGGAGAUGGUGAUUGAGUGUAUGAAUCUUGCACUCCCUAUGGCUGUGUUUCUGAAGUAAGAAGUAGACCUUUCCUAUCAUGAUAGAUAAAACCUAAUUGUUCUUAGAUCAUUCAAAUCUAACAUAUGUUGACUUUAUUUGUAUCCCUCUUUGUAGCCCGAAACACAUAAUGAACAAUCUGUUUCUAAGAUAUCCAACUGCUCAACUCCUAAAUUGUUCUCGAGCAUAAAGAACAAGAGAGGAAAAAAGCUUGUGUUGGUUGUGUUGUCUGAGCUUCUACAAGUGAGAGUAUGGAUGAAGAUUCAGUGAUCCAGCCCUGAGAACUAACUUACAGCAUUAACUUCUGGUCAUGGAAGUUUCAGCUAUCAAUAUGAACUCAAAAAGGUUCUGCCAAAGCAAGUCGCUGCAGAUGAAAGUGAGCCAUGUCAACUCUUCCAUCACUACUUUCACUAAGUGGCAAACUGCAGGCUGUCAAGUAGGGCAGGGAAUCCAUUUAUGGAGGAUAGAAUUCAAUGGGAGUCACUUGAGCUUUGGUCACAGAUGGUGAUUGGCAAUAGCGCACAAUUCUUGACGCAGCCUGCACCAGCCAUCCCAUGAGCACAAAAUGAUAUAAUCAUUGAUGUCCGCCUAUAUAAAGUCACAGCCGCACUACUCCAUGCAGUGGCAUCGAGAGCUCAUUCAUGGCCUCUUCCAUGGAGGUGUGGCCGCGGCCACGGUGGUGGUCGCUCUGUCUUAUGACUGCUGUGGUGGUUUGCUUCGUUGCUAGCACGGUUUCGGCAGUGGAGGUCGAUCUUCCACUGUUUCGUUUUGGUGCUCCUCCCUACUCCGGGAGGCAUCACCUUCCUCCUCCACCAAGACAUCACUACAACUCUCCUCCGCAAAUAAGAUAUUAUCAUUACAAGUCUCCUCCACCGAGAAGAUACAAGCAUAAGUCACCGCCACCGCCAUCACCUCCUCAUCUUCCAUACCAUCGCAAGUCUCCUCCGCCAUCAUCACCUCCUCAUCACCCCUAUCACCACAAGCCUCAGCCGCCACCAUCACCAUUGCGAAAACCACCAUUCUACCAUUACAAGUCACCUCCUCCACCAACUCCAUCUCGUCAUCCUCACCGUAGGUCACCACCAACUCCAUCUCAACAUCCUCGUCAUAAAUUACCUCCUCCAUUGUCACACAAGUCGCCACCUUCAUCUCAACCUCCUCGUCACAAGCCACCACCUCCUCCUCCCAAGUCACUACCUCUUCCACCAUCAGUCAUUUACAAGUCACCACCUCCUCCUCGCAAGUCAUCACCUCCACCAUUGCUCAUUUACAAGUCACCACCUCCGCUAUCUCAAGCUCCUCCUCACAAGUCACCACCGCAUCCAUCUCAAGCUCCUCCUCGCAUGUCACCACCUCCUCCACCAUCACUCGUUUACAAGUCAUCACCUCCUCCGCCAUUACUCAUUUACAAGUCACCUCCUCCUCUAUCUCGACCUCAUUAUAAGUCACCACCUCCUCCAAUACCAACAAUUCCUCCCCCGUCACCUCCAUCCCCAUCUUCCUCCUCAUCUCCUCCCCAUGUUUCUAACUCACCACCACCACCUUUCCUCUCUCCU
Molecule: messenger RNA, 2064 nt
Organism: Musa acuminata subsp. malaccensis (wild Malaysian banana)
Lineage: Eukaryota; Viridiplantae; Streptophyta; Magnoliopsida; Zingiberales; Musaceae
Source: RefSeq, a predicted model, not a curated record